CCGCCGGCCUGGGAGGGGUUCUGGUAAAUAACUUUGUAUUUCCCUUUCCUCCGGGUUUGUCCGCUCGCACGUCCGGGCCUGCGACGGUGCAGAGAACAAAAGGACAAGAUAAUAAAGUACAAAAUGGUUCUUUGCAUCAGAAGGAUACAGUUCAUGACAAUGACUUUGAGCCCUACCUUUCUGGACAGUCAAAUCAGAGUAACAGCUACCCGUCCAUGGCCGACCCCUACCUGCCCAGCUAUUACCCGCCGUCCAUCGGAUUCCCUUACUCUCUCAGCGAGGCGCCGUGGUCCACUGGAGGGGACCCCCCUGUCCCCUACCUCACCACCUAUGGACAGCUCAGCAACGGGGACCACCAUUUUAUGCAUGAUGCCGUGUUCGGGCAGCCUGGGGGCCUGGGGAGCAGCAUCUACCAGCACAGGCUCAGCUUCUUCCCAGAAAGCCCUCCCUUCUCCGCCUGGGGGGCGGGCGGGGCACAGGGGCAGCAGGCCCAGGGUUCGGCUUACGGGGGCAGCUACGCCUACCCGCCGAGCUCCUUGGGUGGCUCUGUUGUGGACGGGCAGGCCGGCUUCGCCAGUGACAGCCUCAGCAAGGCCCCAGGGGUGAGCGGCCUGGAGCAGGGCCUGGUGGGCCUGAAGGUCGGCGACGUCACUGCCUCCGCAGUCAAGACGGUGGGCUCGGUUGUCAGCAGCGUGGCCAUGACCGGUGUGCUCACUGGCAACGCUGGGACGAACGUCAGCAUGCCCGUUUCGAAGGCGACUUCGUGGGCCGCCAUCGCCAGCAAACCGGCAAAGCCACAACCGAAAAUGAAAGCCAAGGGCGGGCCUGUCAUCGGGGGCGCACUGCCCCCUCCCCCCAUAAAGCAUAACAUGGACAUCGGCACCUGGGAUAACAAGGGGCCUGUGCCCAAGGCCCCAGCGCCCCAGUCUGCCCCAGCGCCCCCGCCGGCCGUGCCACCCCUGCCUGCUCAGGCCCCGCCCUCGGCCCAAGUGCAGCAGCAGAGCCCCCCGCAGCCGCCCCAGACGCGCUGGGUGGCCCCACGCAGCCGGAGUGCAGCGCUCGGGCCGGGCGCCGGGACCGGGGGUGACGGUCACUCUCCCGGAAGCGCCCUGCCCAGCUCUGCCCCGAGCGUGGACUCGCACCCCAUUCUGGAGAAACUGAAGGCCGCCCACAGCUACAACCCCAAGGAGUUCGACUGGAACCUCCGGAGCGGCCGCGUGUUCAUCAUCAAAAGCUACUCGGAGGACGACGUGCACCGCUCCAUCAAGUACUCCAUCUGGUGCAGCACGGAGCACGGCAACAAGCGCCUGGACGGCGCCUUCCGCUCCAUCGGCAGCCGGGGGCCCGUCUACCUGCUCUUCAGCGUCAACGGCAGCGGCCACUUCUGCGGGGUGGCCGAGAUGAAGUCGCCGGUGGACUACGGCACGAGCGCGGGGGUCUGGUCUCAGGACAAGUGGAAGGGCAAGUUCGACGUCAAGUGGAUCUUUGUCAAGGACGUGCCCAACAACCAGCUGCGGCACAUCCGGCUGGAGAACAAUGACUACAAGCCCGUCACCAACUCCCGCGACACCCAGGAGGUGCCCUUGGAGAAGGCAAAGCAAGUGCUCAAGAUCAUCGCCUCCUACAAGCACACGACCUCCAUCUUCGACGACUUCUCCCACUACGAGAAGCGCCAGGAGGAGGAGGAGGGGGCACGUAAGGAACGGCAGAAUCGAAGCAAGCAGUGAGCAGAAGCCAGUUCCGUCGUGGUCUCACGUCUGAGGACCCGUGCGCUUGGUGCUGUCCUGGCGUCGGCCGCUGGCUUGUCGUGCGGGCCGGCGCACCGCGUCCUCACGUCCUCCCUGCUCACUUUUGCCGGGGGCCUGCGUCCACCUGCAUUUUUCUAUGUGUUGUCGCGUUACAGAACUCACUAAUAAAGGAGGGUGGUCUUCACCAGUUUAUCGGUCAGAUUGACCUAAUGCGAGUUACAAGUAUCUUUAAAAACAAACAAGAACGAACACACGCCCCAAAGAUUGUUCUUUAUUUUAGCAGAAAUUACGUUCUCAUUCUUACGUUUGCACUCACGUUACACGGUACGUCACCCCUCAGCCUUCGCUGCUUCCCGGUGACCCUGAGUCGUGUCACGUAGUGUGUCUUGGUGAAACACUUCUCAUCACGGUGGCGAAGACAGCAGGCCCCGCCCCGCGUCGGGCUGGUUUGCGGUUCUCACUGUCGGCCACCUCUGCGAUGCUCCCGCGCCCGUGGGUCUUUGCUGGGCAGAGGGAUGCGUUGUGGUUUCCGCAUUUGGGGGGCCCGUCCCUUCUGCAGUCUCGCACCCCCGGAGUGGCCACUCUGGUGGGGUGACGGCGGGACCCGGCAUGUCCGGACGCCUCGGUGUGUGCGUGUCACUCGUUCCUGUCACUCGGGAGCCCCAGGGCUGUGUUCGUUUCCGUGCCCGUGGUGCUGAGCUCGAGAGGAGGCCGACAGCGGGUCGCAGGGUAUGGUGCUGCCACCGCAGGCUUCACCGUGCGUCCGAAUCUUUUUCCUGUCGAUUGGGUAAAAAGAGCAAAAGAACCUUUCAGGACCUGAGUUUGCUGUCAUGUUUUGCGGAAUGAGGGACCAUGGACAGUCGCCGUCCCCUGGAGCUGGAGCGUGACGGUGGUUCCACGUCUGCCUGCGCGCCCGCCCAUGGUGGGGCUCCCCGCGGAGGGAGCAGACCCUCCUGAGACUCCGCUCUGGAGGGCCCCCCGAGCCCCCGUGCCGUUCAGACGUGUGUGCACAGCUCCCCGUCUGCACUGUCACUGCCCGGACGGGUCACGGCCGUCGGCGACUUCCUCUGGGAGAGCACGAGCCUUAAUAAACAACACCUGUUGAGCAA
Messenger RNA from Pteropus alecto (black flying fox), 2857 nucleotides. RefSeq names its product YTH N6-methyladenosine RNA binding protein 1 (gene YTHDF1). Lineage: Eukaryota; Metazoa; Chordata; Mammalia; Chiroptera; Pteropodidae. The coding region runs from base 216 to 1727 and encodes 503 amino acids. Gene Ontology annotation, cellular component: cytoplasm. Gene Ontology annotation, biological process: mRNA destabilization. The transcript is spliced from 4 exons. The record is from RefSeq and is a predicted model, not a curated record. Gene Ontology annotation, molecular function: mRNA binding; N6-methyladenosine-containing RNA reader activity.